AGCAACAGCAGAGCUGCACAUGAGGCAAAUCUCUCUGUUUCUCUCAAAAGAAACAUUCAACUGAAUCAGCAGCUUUUUCUCAACAACAGCAGAGUCUCUGCAAACACUGAGUGCUGAUAUGUCUGCUGCCAGCAGUCUGCUGACUGAAGAUCAGUUUCUCUGCUCCAUCUGUCUGGAUGUGUUCACUGAUCCAGUCAGCACACCAUGUGGACACAACUUCUGUAAAACCUGCAUCACUGAUCACUGGGAUAUAGAUGCUCCCUAUCAGUGUCCUACCUGUAGAAAAGGUUUCAACACGAAACCUGAGCUGCAGGUCAAUACUUUGAUCUCUGAGAUGGCUGCUAAGUUCAGACGGUCAGCUCAACUGAUACCAGAAGAAGUUCACCGUGACGUCGACUCAGGAUCCAAACUGAAGACCUGGAUGUUCUUCUGGGCGUGUGUGUGUGUCUUCAUGGCCUGGAUGAUGUGGGUGUUCAUGGCCUGGAUGGUUUCCAAGACACAGGCUGAAAUUCUGCAGAUGAUCCAGAAGGAGUUCAAACACUCAAUGGAGCUCAGUAAGGAAGACAUAAACAGACAGACCUUAACUCUUAAGGAGUCCUUUGAGAGAAGCCAGGCCGAGCUCAUCGAGACGAUCAAAGAGAAACAGAAAACAGAGAAACUGGCUGAAGGCUUCGUCAAAGAUCUGAAACAGGAAAUCUCUGAGCUGAAGAAGAGAAACACUGAGGUGGAGCAGCUCUAUGUGGCUGAGCAGGAGAAACUCAGGAAACAGAUGAAAAUGCUCUAUGAGCCUGAUCUGAAGAGGUUCCAGCAGUAUGCCGUGGAUGUGACUCUUGAUCCUGAUACAGCACAUCCCUACCUCAUCCUGUCUGAAGAUGGAAAACAAGUUAAAUUUAGUGAUGUGAGGACGAAUCUCCCAGACAAUCCAAAGAGAUUUGAUUCUUGGCAUAAUGUCUUAGCAAAGCAGAGUUUCUCUUCAGGAAGAUUUUAUUAUGAGGUUCAGGUUAAAGGGAAGACUUAUUGGUGGUUAGGAGUGGCCAGAGAGUCGGUCAAGAGGAAGGAAAGCACUCAACCAACUCUUCAAGAUGGUUACUGGACGAUAUCUUUGAUGAAUGGUAAAUCAUACUACGCUGUUGCUAAAUCUUCAGUCUCUCUCUCUCUGAAGUCUCGGCCUCAGAAGGUGGGGGUGUUCGUGGAUUAUGAGGAGGGUCUGGUCUCCUUUUAUGAUGUUGAUGCUGCAGCUCUUAUCUACUCCUUUACUGGCUGCUCCUUCACUGAGAAACUCUACCCAUUCUUCAGUCCAUUUGUUCCAGAUGACGGUAAAAACUCUGCCCCUCUGAUCAUCUCUCCUGUCAAUCACUGAGUAGAUCAACCAUUUGAUUUUCUAGAUUCUCUUUCAUUUCAUUUCACAAAGUUUUUCAGUGUUGUCACAUUUGCUUCACAGAUUAUUGGAGUUAAUGGAAUUAACUUCCAUUCAUCUGCCUCCUAAACGUUUUCAUAAGCUUCAAAUAUGGACACAUAUUGAACCAAAACUGUAUUUGGCAUGUACUGAAAACAUUUGCCUCAUUUGAAACACUCACCAAAGACCAUAAUAUACCCAGAUCACACUUUUUUCGGGUCCCACAGAUCCGUAGUUUGGGCAGAAAGUCUUCCUCUCAUUCCCCCACCUUCCACCCAAGAGUCAUUUAGAUAAUAUCAUUUAUGUCAUUUAUACAGUUGUUGAAGAUGGUUCCUGCCCCUUAAAACAUUAAGAUACAAAAUGUGUAAGCUGAUAUAAACUUGGAGUCCUUUUAUUGAUUUCAUUGAACAAUUUUCACUCAAUGAUUGCGCUGUAUUGAUAAUAUUUGCCUUCUGUUAUUACACUGAAGAUGAUCUGAUAUGAAAUUGUUUUUAUUGUCGUAUUCUGUGCUUGUUUCUUUUUUUAUCUAAAGAAGUGUUUCUCAAAUGGGGGUACGUGUCCCCC
Molecule: messenger RNA, 1960 nt
Organism: Perca fluviatilis (European perch)
Lineage: Eukaryota; Metazoa; Chordata; Actinopteri; Perciformes; Percidae
Product: E3 ubiquitin-protein ligase TRIM21-like
Exons: 2
Coding region: 119-1360 (413 amino acids)
Molecular function (GO): protein binding
Source: RefSeq, a predicted model, not a curated record